Haemonchus placei is the source of this 1263-nucleotide messenger RNA. The record is from the annotation of a GenBank genome assembly. Lineage: Eukaryota; Metazoa; Nematoda; Chromadorea; Rhabditida; Trichostrongylidae.
AUGAACUCGACAUCACUGAGUGGAGCAGCAGCUGUGGCUAAUGUUGCCUACUGUUAUGUACUGCCUGUAGUGUGCACUGUUGGAAUUAUAGGCAACAUAACCAAUCUCAUUGUAUUGAAUAGUCGUCGGCUGCGAGCGGUUUCGUAUAUGUAUCUCAGAGCCUUAGCAAUUGCCGACUUAUUAUGUAUGGUAUUCGUGCUGGCCUUCGUGACAACAGAGAUCCUUUCGAAAAAUGGUGCCCCGAUAAAUCAGUACAAAUUGUACAGGAUUUAUCAGUGUCAUUUCAUGCUCACGCUCAUAAACUGGGCUCUAGGAGCUGGAGUGUACGUUGUAGUCGCUCUAUCACUAGAGCGAUAUAUUUCCAUAGUGUUUCCUAUGCAUUUCCGUGCAUGGAAUUCUCCGACUCGAGCGUCAAACGCGAUCAUAAUGGCCUUCACUAUUCCUGCACUAUUGUACGUACCAUAUGCACUGACACGAUACAAAAGCAUUGAGAAAUGGGAUGAAAACGCGAAUGCCAUUACAUACAAAAUUGACGAUCACCAAGUGUACAGAACCACUUCAUGGCAGGUACUCAGGUUCCUACCGAUUAUAGCUCUUUCUAUCCUCAACAUUCAGAUCAUAGUUGCAUUUCGAAAACGUCUCAGAAUGUUUCAACAGCUGACCAAAAGAAAAGAACAGGGAGCUCACAAGGAUGACACUCUAAUGUACAUGUUGGGUGGAACGGUUUUCAUGUCGUUACUUUGUAAUAUUCCUGCCGCAAUCAAUUUGUUACUCAUAGAUGAAGUAAGUGAUUCAGGCAUAAAAUUCAGUUCAGGCGAUUUAAUCAUUCAGGUACUCAAGCGACGACUAGACUAUCAGAUAUUCCGAGCUGUGGCUAAUAUUCUUGAAAUUACUAAUCACGCUUCACAGUUCUAUGUGUUCUGCGCUUGUUCUACCGACUACAGAACGACAUUUCUACAUAAAUUCCCUUGUUUUAAAAAAGCGUACAAAAACACGUCUCGUAUGCGAUCUUUCGUAAAGCGAACGCAAACGGUAAUAACACGUGAAAAGGAGAGCUUCGAUCAUCCGUCAUUGAGCGCUAAGGUGAUCGAUCCGCGUCGGCUCAUGCUUCAGGAUGUUGUUCUUCUCGAACCAGAGACAAUUGAUGUCCACUUGGCUUCAGUAGAACAUAGUCUUAGUGAUGAGAGAAGAUUAGAGACCCUCCUCAAAUAUGGUGCUAUUGCCAAGCUUCCGACAGAUACGAAUGGCAGCACAUUUCUUUAG